Molecule: messenger RNA, 2370 nt
Organism: Engraulis encrasicolus (European anchovy)
Lineage: Eukaryota; Metazoa; Chordata; Actinopteri; Clupeiformes; Engraulidae
Gene: ca9
Product: carbonic anhydrase IX
Exons: 13
Coding region: 72-1205 (377 amino acids)
Biological process (GO): one-carbon metabolic process
Cellular component (GO): plasma membrane
Molecular function (GO): carbonate dehydratase activity; zinc ion binding
Source: RefSeq, a predicted model, not a curated record
UCUCAGGCAUACAGACACCACAGCACAGCACCACACAGCACGGCACAGCACAGAAAUACACAGCAAUCCAGAUGCUGCGAAAAGCCUUCCUUACACUCCUCCUCAUCCACGGCCUGGUGCUGAGUCUAGCAUCUUCGUCUUCGUCGUCCGAGGAAGAUGGAAGCAGCGAACAGGAGCACGAUAAAAAAGGCCAUUCACACCACUGGGGAUACACAGAUCAGGACACGUGGGGCUCUAUGUUCACCGACUGCAAUGGAAAAUCCCAGUCUCCCAUCGACAUCAACACCAAGACUGCUGUGCAUGACCCCAAGCUGCCCGCGAUCUCACUGCAGGGAUACGACCUGACCGACCAGCCUGCCCUCACUCUGCUCAACAAUGGGCACACAUUGCAGUUGAUGCUUCCCCCCACCAUGCGCAUAAUGACCGGCUUUGACCGGCCGUACUACGCCGCACAGCUCCACUUUCACUGGGGAACCGUGGAGGAGCCGGGAUCAGAACACACCAUCGACAACGUCCACUUCCCCGCAGAGAUCCACGUGGUUCACUACAACUCCAAGUACGCCAACAUCUCAGAAGCAGCCAAUAAACCAGAUGGGCUGGCUGUCCUCGGAGCUUUCAUUGGAAUUGGUCUGCAUGAGAAUGAGAACUAUGAGAAGAUUCUCUCAGCUCUCAAGGAUGUCAGUGUCGAAGAAACCAAAACAGAGAUCCCAGGCUUCAAUGCCCGCCACUUGUUGCCCAACAGUCUGGAGCGCUUCUACAGAUACACAGGCUCUCUGACCACCCCUCCCUGCUUCCAGACCGUCAACUGGACCAUGUUCAACGACACCGUUACCGUGUCCAGGAAGCAGCUGGCAGCUCUGGAGGACACCCUGAAGAUGGAGCAGAACCAGCUCCUGUCUAAGAACUUCCGCGCUCCUCAGCUCCUGCACGGCCGACACGUUGUGGCUUCCUUCGGCGACACACCUGUUCAGCAGAGUCCCAAAAUCGUUUCCCUGAAGGAAGCAGAUUCCAGCACAAGACCCAGAGCGUCUACUGGAGGAGUUGCUGGAAUGUCCAGAGGUGACAUCUUGGCCAUAGCUUUCGGAGGGCUCUUUGUGGUCACUCUGCUUGGCUUCUUCAUGUACGCGUAUCAACAGCGGAAAAAGUUCAAGAAAGACUCCCGCCAGAAUGUCAUCUACAAGCCAGCGAAUAAGGAGGACGCCUAAGACUCCACAACACCUGCCAUCACCAACCACAUUGCAAUAUAUUUAUGUUGUUCUUCCAGCAUUAGUUGAGCUUUUAUAUUGUGCACAAGUGUUAGAAACCUAUACCACCACGCCUGGUGAAUGUGACAUAUCAUACCGUAGCGGGGGUAGAAGUAUUUAGUGUGACACGUUAGAAUAACGGUCCCUUCUUAUUUCUCAACACUUUAAUGUUCAUUAAUGAGCUAAUUAUGAACAAACAUUUUACAAAUGUUUGUAAAUCAGUAAUAAACAACCGGCGGCUGCACAGUGGAGUGGGAAUCGGCUUCGACUGGAUGAGUUUGAUGUAGCUUUUGUGUAAUGGAGGCUAACUAGCAGAGUGUGGCGUGAAACGUUAGUAAACCUCCCUCCCAAAGCCUCAUACAGUGCGAUAGCGUUGGGCUAUCGGACUGGCCCUUUAGCUCAGCUGUAUCGCACUGUGCUUCCCAUUCCCAAACUGAUGCGUUGAUUAGGAGGUGGCAGGUUUGCUGCCCCGAGGGGGACGAACUGUGUGGGAACUCCUCGGUUACGCUUGGCCUCCUGUUGGACUACAUCCAUGUUUCAUGUUUCGUGUCUUUGGCUUUUUGAAAGACAAACAGCCACGACUGCUGCGGCUGUGUUAAAAGUAUUUCUUACUCAUUAACAAGCAUUUGUAAAUGUUUUAUUGAUAAUUAGUUAAUUAUUUACAAAGCAUUUUAGGGACCGUCAUUCUAAAGUGUUAUUGUGAUUAGCAGUUAGUGUAGUCUGCAUCGCCAAUUUUCUCCUCAUUGCCGUUACGUCAUUAGGCUGUUAGAUGUAGGCCGAGUUUUCUGUAUUUAUUAUUUAAAGUGGCAGUUCUUCACUCUUCAUAGUUUAGAUGUUCCACAAAGGACUUCUCGUUAAAAUUACCUCGUAGUUUGUAAGGUUUGUCAUGCAAACAAUGAAAAAUACCUGUACCUCUAGAAGUAUGUUUCUUAGGAAGGGGGUUGAAGAACCAACUUUGUAUUGUAUAUUUAAAAAAAGACUGAAAGAUUGAAUGUAUUUAAUGUAUAUUUUUAUUUUUCUUGUUAUGAUAUUGUGUGAAGCCUUGAAGCCUGUAAUAUUUUCUUCUCAUCACUAUGCCAACAGGACAGAUUUAUGAAAAUUUAAUGUGUUUUUGAUCUGUAUAUGG